AUGACCAACACUAAAAACCAGAUAUCUAUGGACUCUUCGUCGCCCGACCUCGAGAAGGGGAUUUCGAAAUCGGAACACAAAGAAAAUGUGGGGCAGACGAAUUACGACAGCAGCGGGAGCGCCGUGCACAGUGACUCGAGCGCGACCAGCGCGAUUCACCACCCGGGCGCGGGUGCGAACCCGCUCGUGCACGCGAUUUCCUUGGACGGCGAGCUGGUGCACCUCGGCGACCGCACGUACCGCAGAGCAGACCUCGCCAAUGCGUUCGCCGGUGAGUUGAACCCCGGUAUCCACUUGCGGGCUCCACCCAACCUCGCCAACCCAGUUCCGCUGGGCUUGGCUUCCUUCUCAUACUGCUGUCUUGUUUUGUCGCUAAUCAAUGCGCAGGUUCGCGGAGUGACCAACAACGCAGUGCUGGUGGGUGGCAGCUUCUUUUUCGGCGGAGCCAUCGAGCUUUUCGCUGGGCUACUAUGUUACCCAAUCGGCAACACGUACGCGCUCACGGUGUUUGGCGCGUACGGUGGGUUCUGGAUAAGUUACGGCUGCAUACAACUCGACCAGUUCGGCAUCGCGGCCGCGUACGCCGACGACCCUACCAUGUACCAAAACGCAGUGGGAUUUUAUCUGACCGGCUGGCUGGUGUUCACCACGCUGAUGUUGUGCUGUACGCUCAAGAGUACCUGGGGAUUGUUCUUGCUAUUCUUCUUCCUGGAGGUGACUUUCUUCCUGCUUGUGAUUGGUACAUUUAUCGGAAGCGACCGUGUCACGAUCGCUGGUGGCUAUUUUGGGAUUUUCAGCAGUUUAGCAGGCUGGUACUCGCUCUACAGUGGUGUGGCUGACGAGACCAACAGUUACUUCCCUAUCAAGGCGUACUUCAUGCCCAACGCCCCUACUGUGUAG
Messenger RNA from Lachancea fermentati, 900 nucleotides. The record is from the annotation of a GenBank genome assembly. NCBI's taxonomy places the organism in Eukaryota, Fungi, Ascomycota, Saccharomycetes, Saccharomycetales, Saccharomycetaceae.